UCUCCCCUAAGCAGACAUGAAACCGGCGGACAUGCAGAAAGUGCUGGUCAUUUUCUUGGGUGUUUGCUCUCAUUUUGGAGUAUUUCAGGAUAUCGGAAAUUCUAUCAAUGACCAAAAGCUGCUUCAACCUACAGGUUACAAUCUUUGUUCUGAAGGAGUGUCUUCUCUGGGGUACUACAAUGGUUCCAUCUCAGUGACCGAGUCUGGAGAAGACUGCCUAAAGUGGUCAGAGUUCCCUGAUUAUGUACAGCAGUACCCGGGUCAAGGGCUUGGCGACCACAACCACUGCAGGAAUCCCGAUGGAGGAGUUACACCCUGGUGCUUUUAUCGGCAAAACUCCGGCUCUAUCAGCUGGGCUCACUGCGACUGCAGCCAGGGUGCUCUUCGGCUUGUACGUAGUCAUUCUGGUAACGCAGAUGAAGUGAAUGUGUACUUACAUGGGCUCUGGGGAACUAUCUGUGCAGAUCACUGGACACACUGGGAUGCUAGUGUGGUCUGCAGGCAGCUUGGGAUAAGUGAAAUUGGCACUGCCAAGAAGAGUAUUGGUUUUGGUUCACUGAUGACCAAGGUUCACCUCCAUGCAGCCAACUGCAGAGGGGAUGAGAAAGCUUUGCUGCACUGCACCUACACCCCAGCAUACAGCAAAGAAUGCAUGUACGGGUCAAUCGCCGCCGUUACCUGCUCUCCUCCUGAAGGUUUGAAGCCCCCUAUCAGGCUAGUGGGAGGAAAAGAAACCUUUGAGGGCCGUGUGGAGGUUUUCCACGAUGGACGAUGGGGAACCGUUUGCGAUGACCACUGGGAUGACAAAGAUGCUGAGGUCGUCUGUAGACAGUUAGGAUUCAGUGGAAAGCCGAAGGCCAUGGUCUGGGCCCACUAUGGUCAAGGGUCUGGGCCUAUCCUGCUGGAUGAAGUGGAGUGCCUAGGAAAUGAGCAGUCACUGGACUUGUGCCAGAAAAAUGAGUGGGAGCAUCACAACUGUGACCACAUUGAGGACGCUGGUGUAUCCUGCGAUCCCUACACAGAUGGCUCAGUAAGAUUAUCUGGAGGAAGAAAUGCUGGUGAAGGGAGGGUGCAAGUAUAUUACAAAGGAGACUGGGGGUCAGUGUGUGAUGACGGAUGGACAGAGUUCAAUACCCAGGUAGUCUGCAGGCAACUGGGAUUCAGUGGUCCUUCUAGUCUGGCAUCAAAAGGAGAAUUUGGUCCUGGAGAAGGCUUCAUAUUUCUGGAUGAUGUUGCCUGCACUGGUGUGGAGCACUCGGUUUUACAAUGUUCCCACAGUAACUGGGGUCAGCAUGACUGCUCACAUUCUGAAGAUGUUGGGGUGAAAUGUUCAAAUGACAGCAAUGAUAUCCUGAACGUGCCUUCUGGAACCCCUAUACGCCUGGUGGACGGGGAAAACACUAAAGAAGGUAGAGUGGAGGUUUUUCUCAAUGGAGAAUGGGGCAGCGUGUGUGACGAUGGCUGGACAGACAAUGAUGCUGUUGUGGUUUGCAGGCAGCUUGGCCACAGGGGACCUGCCAAAGCAAGAAUAAUGGCAUAUUUUGGUGAAGGAGAAGGACCGAUUCACCUUGAUAAUGUGGAGUGCAGUGGAAAAGAAAACACAUUAACAGAAUGCAGGAAGCAGGACAGCGGAAUCCAUAACUGCUGGCACAAUGAGGAUGCUGGAGUCAUCUGUGACUAUGUAGAAAAGAAGAUCACCCAAGAAAAGAAUUCAGGUGGUAUAUCUGCUGUGUGUGGUAUCAGUCCACUCAUUCGUCGUAAGAAAAGAAUUAUAGGCGGAUCCAAAUCAAUAAGGGGCAGUUGGCCAUGGCAGGCAUCUUUAAGACUGAAGGGAUUCCCCAAAGAAUCUCGUUUACUAUGUGGAGCAACACUGAUAAGUAACUGUUGGGUUCUAACAGCGGCUCACUGUUUUAAGAGAUUUGGUGAGUUGCCUCACCGCUACUCUGUCAGAGUAGGCGAUUACCACACUGGUGUGGAAGAUGAAUUUGAACGAGAGCUUCCGGUACAGAAGAUUGUAAUUCACAAGAGCUACCGUUCAGGCAGCAUCGAUAACGAUAUUGCUCUGGUCAGAAUGAAGGGUAAAGAUGGGCAGUGUGUGGCUUUCGCUUACCAUGUUCUACCCAUAUGCCUCCCAGAGAAGAAGACCCCUCUGCAUCAGAAAACAUGCUUUAUUUCUGGAUGGGGAGACACAGGAACAUCCUAUUCCAGGACACUUUUACAGGGUGAAGUCUCAAUUCUUUCCAGGGAGUCUUGUGUUUCCAGAUAUAAAGGCAAAUUUACAAACCGUAUGAUCUGUGCCGGGAAUCUUUCUGAAGAUAAGCGGGUGGACAGUUGCCAGGGAGACAGUGGGGGUCCUCUCAUGUGCCAAAGACCAAAUGGACAAUGGGUAAUUCUAGGAAUAACUUCUUGGGGUUAUGGGUGUGGACGGAAAGGAUAUCCUGGAGUUUAUACCAAAGUCAGUAAAUUCAUUCCUUGGAUCAAGAAAGUGGCAAGACUGAAAUGAAACGAGAAAACCAUUUUAAUAUGCAAAUGAACCAUGGAAAACAUUUUAAACAUUAUCAUCAGGAUUAUCGGUGUGCAA
Messenger RNA from Spea bombifrons (plains spadefoot toad), 2581 nucleotides. Its product is annotated as neurotrypsin-like. Lineage: Eukaryota; Metazoa; Chordata; Amphibia; Anura; Pelobatidae. The record is from RefSeq and is a predicted model, not a curated record. The transcript has 15 exons. Gene Ontology annotation, biological process: proteolysis. The coding region runs from base 17 to 2503 and encodes 828 amino acids. Gene Ontology annotation, molecular function: serine-type endopeptidase activity. Gene Ontology annotation, cellular component: membrane.